Dinoponera quadriceps is the source of this 2585-nucleotide messenger RNA. RefSeq names its product tumor necrosis factor receptor superfamily member 4-like. Lineage: Eukaryota; Metazoa; Arthropoda; Insecta; Hymenoptera; Formicidae. The transcript has 2 exons. Gene Ontology annotation, molecular function: nerve growth factor binding; coreceptor activity; death receptor activity. The record is from RefSeq and is a predicted model, not a curated record. Gene Ontology annotation, cellular component: cell surface; plasma membrane. Bases 205 to 756 code for a protein of 183 amino acids. Gene Ontology annotation, biological process: Rho protein signal transduction.
CUCAACCGAGUCGUAGACGUUUCUCGAUCCUACACGAUAAUAUCAAGACACGUCUCCUCGCCAUCCACCCAGUAGAUCGAAACGCGAAAUUACCGUUGAUUAACGCAAGUCAGUUACGAACACGCGAUUCCGCGAAGAAGAAGAAAAAAGUGAUUCCAAUUCACAGUGAUAAACAAUCGCAGCUCGAUAACACUCCGAAGGAUAAUGGAUAAUCGCAUCAAGCUGAUCAACAAUCGACCUCUGAUGCUGGCGAUCGUUUUCGCGUGUGUGCUGGCUAUAUUUAUCCAGGCGGCCGAAGGCAGGCCUCACAUCAGGCACCAUCGGGACGGCUCGCACUGCAGCAGAUGCGGUCCAGGUUGGGGCGUGAUUAGCCGGUGCGCUCGCGGCCGCGACACCCAGUGCGGAAGAUGUCCCGCCGGCACUUACAGCCCGCAUCACAGCACGCAGCCCUGCUGGAACUGCGCCAGGUGCGGCCCGAGUCUUUACGAGGCUCAUCCCUGCACAUCGCGCUCAGACACCGUCUGCGACUCUUGCCAUCGGCCCGCCCCGGACAAUCCGGAUUAUCAGCGGAAAUGCGAGGGCCGCGCGAGAUUCUUCCUAGCGCCGGAGGACGCGCGUAGCACCGCCGAGGAGAGCGUGCUGGUGAACGAGCCGGCGUUCCAGCUGAACGACCGAGAGCGGAUACUGGAGGAGGACGUGGAAGCCAUCAUGAGAGAGCAAGCGGCCGGCCAGCGGGAGGACUCGCAGAGGCUCUAAUUUCCGCCCGGAUGUCGGUUUCGGCCGAUGAAACUGGUGCUGUAUCCUUCACGUAUGUUGACACGGUCGUACGUGAGUUCACUCGCAGAUCGCAGCAAUCGGGCUCCUUGCGAGUCGUAUGAAAGAGUUUUAGAUCCGUAGCGAGAUGUAGGCGAGUUCGACAUCGAUGUCGAUUCUGCGAUACUAGUCAAUUAGCGUGUAAGAAGUAACGCUUGGCCAAGGAAUAACGUAGCGGGAGACCGGGGCGAGUUUCCACUCGGGGCUAAAGUAUAACUGUGCCAGCUAAAAUGUGUCUUUGAAACGGAGACAGCUAAUUAGUCGUUGAUUUAAUAAUUUGUAUGAAUUCAAGCGAAACAUAUCAACUAGUUCGUAUUAAAAUCAUAUUUACAUUCCCGACUAAAAUGUAUUGCUUUUUUUUUUAACAGAAGCUGUCCUGACAGCGUAUGCUGAUUUUAUCUGGAAUUUAGCCAUUUGUUUAAUUUAAUGCUAUGAAAAACGCGCUUAAACACCGGUAGAUCCGACCUCGAAAAAUGUAGCAACUAAGGAGAAGAAAAGUCUGACGUGAGAACGGCCGAGUAAAUAGCCGAGCGUCUCGAAAUGUCCUGUUAACAAUAUAUCCUCUGUCUGUAUGAAUUUCCAGGUGUCGUGUUAUCGGUCAAACGGUCUCCCCUACGGCAUCGAUGUAAUGUUCAAUCGGAAAUUUAUUCAUCUUUCGCAUUCAGUCCAUUACAAGAGAGAACUCCGGUCGUUCGCGUCGUGCGAUCGUGCAGGCGCGAACGAGUCUCCCUCAGGAUCGUUACAUUAGCGUAGAAACAGAUCCUUCUACUCGUGUACGAGUGAACGAUUACACAUUUCGCGCAUUUAGGUCUGUAUUAUAACGUUGCAAUGUGGAUGUAGCGUUCAACGAUCGUUAUCCGUGGCUGCGUGAUCUGUCGCUCGAAAAUGCUCGCAUUGCCAGACGAUUACAGGCGUUACACAGGCUAUUAACGUUAUUUGUACAUAGUUCCGUUCUCGAAUACGGUGCAUUGCACAGGGACUCGCGUUUUGAAGCAUACUUUAUACAUACCCAAAGAUCUCUCUUCGGAUUAUCGCGCUUAUCAUAAGGGUAGAUACGAGAGAGACUCGCUCGUGACGGUGCUCAGACCUGUUAUAACAAUGGAUGGUCGGAUAUCGGAAUGCAACCGAUGCUCCAGUAGGAGAAUUUAUCUUUCGAAAACGAAUUGUCUCGUUAGACUAUCGGCUGACUUUCAAAAUCCGACAAUGUCACAAGACUAUUGUGUAACAAGCCUUAUCACGUGUUAGAGCUCGGACACAAUGAAAGGAACGAGGAAUAAAAUAUUAGGAAUAAGCUAUAGUUUAAAAUAUAAUAAAAGGAAUGGAUAGUAGAGGGUAAGAUAUAAGAACUUUUUCAAACGAGAUCAUCACUUUCGGUGCAUGUUUUCUAACGAAUCAACCGUCACCAUUAACAUUUAUUAUUUUCUGGAUAAUUAUCGUUUGAUUCAAACUGACUUUCUCAUUAGUAUAUUUGAUUAGACAUUUUGAAGGUUAAUCUUCAACUUAACUAUCAAGCCUUAUAAGCAUACAAGUUACAAGGAAUCGAAUUUGUAAUAGAUAAUGUUCUCAGUCUUGGUUCCCUAUUCCUUUAUUGUAGAUUGAAGGUUCACAUGCCGAAAUUUAAUUCCUCCCCACACAACACGUACACCUAAAAGACGUCUCAGAGAUGUCCUUUAGACGUCUUAUUGUCUCAAAGACGUCUUAACACGUUGACUGCCACGGAACUUUUCACGAUUCUGGUCUAAGAAGCCAAUUUGAUUAAAUCAAGUAAUGAA